CGUCACGUCACGUCACGACUGUCAUUUUUUCUCACUUCUUUCUCAAUUUUCACUUUAAUGGCCUUUUUGUGACUGUUCAAAGUCGAUUUCAACGCCGCCAACAAAAUCCAAAUAAUCUUCGAAAAUGAGAAUUUACAAAGACAAAUUGACCGGUGACGAGAUGUUCUCAGACACUUACAAAAUCAAAUUGGUAGACGAAGUGAUCUACGAAGUGUACGGCAAACAUGUGACGCGUAAAAACGGAGACAUCCAGCUGGCGGGGGCGAAUCCUUCGGCCGAAGAAGCCGACGAAGGCACCGAGGAUGGUGUUGAGAGCGGCGUUGAUAUCGUUUUGAACCACAGGCUAGUGGAAAGCUUUGCUUUUCCAGACAAGAAAUCCUAUAUGUUGUACUUGAAGGACUACAUGAAAAAACUAAUUCCCAAACUAGAACAAGACGCCCCAGAUCAAGUAGCCGUAUUCAAGAACAACAUAAACAACACAAUGAAAGAUAUCUUGUCCAGGUUUAAAGAAUUGCAAUUUUUCACUGGAGAAUCUAUGGAAAUCGAAGGAAUAGUUGGAUUAAUGGAAUACCGGGACAUUGACGGCGACUCAGUGCCAGUAAUGAUGUUUUUGAAACAUGGUUUAGAUGAAGAAAAGUUUUAAAUUUUAUUUUGGUCUCGUUUAGGAAUCCUUUUUUUUUUUAAUUUAUUACAGUGUCAAAAACAAUUUAUUUAUGUAAUUUUUUACAAUAUAUUGUCUAUUUUGUAUAUGAAAAAAGAAACUUUGCUUUUUUAAUGAAUAACGGAAAAAUUUAUUGAUUCCCUGUAAUGGGGCCCAUUAAUUCAUGCCUUAAAUAAUUUGUUUUUCAAAUAAAUACUCCAACUUAUAAGUUUCGCUUUAUUUAAUCAGAUCUUGCACAGUCAAAACUAUAUUCCGUAUUAUUUUUAAAUCUUAAUAAGGGCUACAUACAAUAAAGGUUAUUUGGUACACCUCGCACUGACUUAAUUUGUUUCCAAGAUACCGUACAGUGGGGUUACUUUGCCUAAAGGGGUAACUUUGGCAAGCAAUGUGUCUAUUAUAAAAAUAAAUGUUUUUACGUAAAAGUGGCAUUAUUGCAAGCCUAGUAAAUACUUUCCGUUCUCCGUUAGAAGCCGGUGCAUACAUCCCGCGCUUUUGUGAGUGUCAAACAAACCCAGUUAAAAUUAGGAGUUCAGCCUGAUGAGUUUUUAGUCACAUUUUUUUGUUUAAAUUCCCUAUUUUUAUUUAAUAAUCUGAUCUGACUAAAAUAUUGUUCAUAGUUUUAAUUUUAGGACUCUAUGUAAGAUUAAUCAUUAAUCUACAGUUUCAAAUAAAACUUAAUUUAACACAGCAUAGGUAUUUAUUAAAUUAUCUUAGUUAAAAGACAAAUGAUGUACAAUAAAAUUACAGUUAUCAAAAUAAAAUUUUCUACAUUUUUCUUUUAAAUAUAAUCUUGUUCUAUCCAUUUCAAAUAAAGCGUAAAAGUUAUGAGGAGCCCGAAUCAAAUUUCAAUCACUACUUAUGGGGGUUUUUCCAUUAUAUACUUCACUAGAUAGUAAUAAAUUCUUUGAUUCAGCAUGCUAAAAAAAAAUAAUACUGUCCUAACGUAACAAAUUAAAAAAAUCUUUGGUGCGAGUCUUUAUCAUUUAUGUAUGUUGUGCAACAAUAAUUUAUUCCUAAAUAAAUAAUCUGCACUUUAGAGUUUUGUUUGGAAGAAAUCUCCAUAUUUAAACAAUUAUAUAUUUUUUUUUUUUUAACUACCUAUCACAUAAUCCUAACAUUAACAUUAUUAAGUACUUUGAAUAAAAUAAUACUCUUUGGAUCAAUUGAACGAAGAAAGCUAUCUCAAUCUUGAAUAAACACAUUAAACAUUAAAAACAAAUAUCACAAUAAAUAUUAGAAGGGUUUCCAUUUGGCCUGCUGAAAGUAGCUAUAGUUGGAGGAAAUUUAUGCUCCAUUUCUGUAGGUGCAGUUUUAAAAAGCUGGAGGCAUAUAUGAACAAAAUAUCAAUAGUAACCAUUGAUUGGAGCGUCUCUAGAAACAUUAAAUAUGGAAGAUUUAUGAAUAUGUUUAUGAUUUUACAAGGGGGUUAAACCAUCUAGAGUUGAAAUUAGGCCAGAGUAAUUUACAAAGGUGAAAGAAAAUUUUUGUUAAUUUUUUGUUAACAAGAUAUUCAAUAAAAUUUGUCUACUGUCAAUGAUUUUUUCAGCUUCCUGCCAUCCGAAAUGAAAUCCCUCCACAAAAAUUUAAAAUACCGGAGAUAAGUUCAACGUCAAACUUUGCAAGGUCUUGUUUCUGAUGGCAGAACGAUUGGCUCUGGCCGAUUUGAUGAUUUGCAAUACCAUCAAUUUGCAGUCCAGACAUACAACCAUUUGAGAACCCUGAAGAGUCAUUUAUCAACUGAAAUUAUUAUUUUUUAAAAUUUAUUCACUCACCUUUAAUCUAUCCACUACUCUAGAAGCCCUAGCAACAUUAGUGGCAUUUGUGCGAAACUUGUAAAUCGCAGGUUGAGUGAUACCAGGGUCACUUAUAGUGCUGGCUUCCAUCAAUGCAGAAGGGCUGUUAUCUUUGGAAACAGCUCUAGAAGAGUUGCCACUCCUGUUAAAUUUAUUCGAGGCUAUCAAUCAAUAAUCAAAAAAACUACCUUAUUUACCUAUGAUCAUCUUCAGGUGUACACAAAAUGCUGGGACUCAACAAUACAACCGGAACGCUACUGAAAUGCUCCAUGGGAAUAUUCAUUUUCGAAUAACAUUUGGUGCACACUGUGCGCUUGCAGAGGGCGCAUCGUUGGCCCCAAGGCCCGAAUAUACCGAAUCGGGUUUUCAAACACAAAAAACAAACUUUUCUGCUUUCCACGUCGUGCCGCACUCUGCCCUCGGUGGGCAGAGCCUCCACCUCGGCUUUAGUGAGCACGGUGCGGAUGUGUACGAUUUCGGAUAGGGUCAAAGACAAACGGUCGUCCAGAGAAAUAGUGUCUUGCCAUCUCUGUGAACUGGUCAGCUCUUCUUGAAGUGCCCGAGCUACCUCAGGUUCCAUGGCCAUUGUUUCUGAUUCGGUACUGUUGCAGGAUUGUCUCGAGCCUGGUCGUGAUUGGGGCACUGAAUAACAACCUAAAGGUGUUUCUGUAAC
Messenger RNA from Ceutorhynchus assimilis (cabbage seed weevil), 3127 nucleotides. The record is from the annotation of a GenBank genome assembly. Lineage: Eukaryota; Metazoa; Arthropoda; Insecta; Coleoptera; Curculionidae.